AUGAGAGGGAGAGACCGGGAUCAGGGUCGGGACAGGGGGAGGGAGCUCAAGCAACUCCCGGGUCUGACCCGCCUGAAGAGAGACGAAAGCCCCCUGAGCUAGGGGGACCUGCGGGGCUUCGUGCGCGCUGUGUUGGGGAGGGCGCAGGGCGCGCAAAUCGGUGCCGUGCUAGUGGCCAUGCCACUGGGAGGCAUAGAUCUGAAGAAGAAAGUGGUGCUGACCCAGGCCCUGGCCAAGUCUGGACAGCAGCUGGAGCUGCCAGAGCCCUUAUGCCUGCAACUCAUGAACAAUUCUACAAGGGGAGUGGGUGACAAGGUCAGCCUGGACCUGGUACCUACCCGGCUGGCUAUAGGCUACAAGGUACCCUGGUGGGGAAGGGAGGGGUGGGGCCGGGGAGGAAGCCCCGCCAAUAAACUGGAGUCUAUUCCUGGAUUCACCCUCAUCCAGAGUUAAGAGCAGGUACAGGUUAUAAACCUAUUCUUAAGUAGACAGCACAACUUUUAUUUGGUGUUUCUGAAAAUGAAUCAUCUCACUUCUCACACGCCACAUCUCCGAAAAAGCUCCAGACCCCUCUGCGUCACCACCCCCUCCAUCCUCAGUCAGAAGAUGGUGGACAACCCAUCCCCUCCGGUGGUGGACUUGAAGUAUUCCCUAGUCACACCCAGCAGCUGCCAAGAGUCCUGGGGAGCACCUGUGCCUGCUGGAGUUCGUGUGUCCUAUGUGAAUCCCAGUGUGGCUGUGGCCUGUUUGGGUAGGUCUUCUAACGUGAGCUCAACUUCCCCUGCAUGACUCUGGCAGUCUGGUCCCAUGUGCCUCUUGGGAGCUGGAGGACCGCCCGGCCCAGGGGCGCUUCGAGUGGAUGCCCGGGAGCAGAGCCUGGACCUGGGCCUGGCUCCAGGCCUAUGCUCCCGGACCCCCGCGCCCGGAGGAGGAGCUGCACGUGCCCGUGGACAGUGGGCGCCGGGAGACCUCCGUCCCUCCCCACCAACCCAGGCCCCUUCCCUUCUCCGAGUUCCCAUCCCCUUUCCUUCCCCGAGCCCGGA
Molecule: messenger RNA, 1043 nt
Organism: Prionailurus viverrinus (fishing cat)
Lineage: Eukaryota; Metazoa; Chordata; Mammalia; Carnivora; Felidae
Gene: TYMP
Product: thymidine phosphorylase
Biological process (GO): pyrimidine nucleobase metabolic process
Cellular component (GO): cytosol
Molecular function (GO): 1,4-alpha-oligoglucan phosphorylase activity
Source: RefSeq, a predicted model, not a curated record